This is a messenger RNA of Actinia tenebrosa (Australian red waratah sea anemone), 564 nucleotides long. RefSeq names its product CUB and peptidase domain-containing protein 2. Gene Ontology annotation, cellular component: membrane. Gene Ontology annotation, biological process: proteolysis. NCBI's taxonomy places the organism in Eukaryota, Metazoa, Cnidaria, Anthozoa, Actiniaria, Actiniidae. The record is from RefSeq and is a predicted model, not a curated record. Gene Ontology annotation, molecular function: serine-type endopeptidase activity.
CCCUUCCAUUUUAUCAGGUAUACGAAUCUAGUGUGUCUCCCAGAAUUCAUUUCAGACGCGUCCCCUGGAAGCAGUUGUUGGAUUACGGGAUGGGGAACAUUGAGCUCAGGUGGCUCACAGCCAGACCUCCUUCAACAGGCCUCUGUACCAAUAGUUGAUCAGAGGACAUGUAAAAAUUCUUAUCCCAAUGAGAUCGAUUCGUCUAUGAUCUGUGCUGGACUGAAGCAAGGAGGAAUUGAUGCUUGUCAAGGUGAUUCUGGUGGACCAAUGGUGUGUGAGAAUGGAGGCAGAUUCUACCUUCACGGUGCCACCAGCUGGGGAUACGGUUGCGCAUCUCCUGAUAAGUACGGCGUCUACGCACGCGUCAAGUACCUGCAUUCUUGGCUCAAAAACAAAAUGGCCAACAACUAAAACUCCUUGCUGAAGACCUCAAUGACUAAUGACUGUCAACUGAGGACAUUUUGAUUAUGGGUUCCCUGUGGUUAAGCGUUCUUAUAAAUGCAUGUAUUGAUCUUCGUUAAUUAAAUGAAAAAUAAUUAAAAUAAAUAAAUGCCUUGAACGAAG